Molecule: messenger RNA, 2414 nt
Organism: Lates calcarifer (barramundi perch)
Lineage: Eukaryota; Metazoa; Chordata; Actinopteri; Centropomidae
Gene: suclg2
Product: succinate-CoA ligase GDP-forming subunit beta
Exons: 11
Coding region: 58-1353 (431 amino acids)
Biological process (GO): tricarboxylic acid cycle; succinyl-CoA metabolic process
Cellular component (GO): mitochondrion; succinate-CoA ligase complex
Molecular function (GO): succinate-CoA ligase (GDP-forming) activity; ATP binding; metal ion binding
Source: RefSeq, a predicted model, not a curated record
UCCUCCUUAACGCGCACAUGCUCCCGACGUCAUCUCUCUUUGAUUUUCCGUGUCAACAUGGCGGCAUCCAUGGCAUCUCAGGCUGCAGCAAGAGGACUGAGGACAGCCACCUCAAAGAACAUUCUUCUUGACAAACUCAAGUGCACCUGGUUGAGUCCCAGGAGAUGGCUGAAUCUGCAAGAGUACCAGAGCAAGAAGCUGAUGCAAGAGAGUGGCGUGGCUGUCCAGCGCUUCUAUGUGGCCGACACAGCUUCUGAAGCACUGGAGGCUGCAAAGAGACUGAAUGCCAAGGAGAUCGUGUUGAAAGCUCAGAUUCUGGCGGGCGGCAGAGGCAAGGGUGUGUUUGACAGUGGCCUUAAAGGUGGAGUGCACUUGACUAAGGAUCCUGCAGUGGUUGGCGAGCUGGCCAAUAAGAUGCUGGGUUUCAACCUGACAACCAAGCAGACACCUAAAGAUGGAGUGAAAGUGAAAACGGUGAUGGUUGCAGAGGCCCUGGACAUUAGCAGGGAGACGUACUUUGCCAUCUUAAUGGACCGGUCCUGUAAUGGUCCUGUCAUGGUUGGAAGCCCCCAGGGAGGUAUGGAUAUCGAGGAGGUGGCCGCCAGCACCCCAGAACUCAUCUUUAAGGAAGCCAUAGAUAUAUUUGAAGGAGUGCGAGACGACCAGGCGCUCCGCAUGGCAGCUAAUUUGGGUUUCAAAGGACCUCUGCAGAGACAGGCAGCAGAUCAGAUUAAGAGGCUCUAUGAUCUGUUCCUGAAAGUCGACGCCACUCAAGUCGAAGUCAAUCCUCUCGGAGAGACUCCCGAAGGACAAGUGGUUUGCUUUGAUGCCAAGAUCAACUUCGACGACAACGCUGAGUUCCGUCAGAAGGCCGUGUUUGCCAUGGACGACAUGACUGAGAGCGACCCCACAGAAAUGCAGGCAGCCAAGUGGGACCUCAAAUAUAUUGGACUUGAUGGAAACAUUGCCUGUUUUGUGAAUGGAGCGGGCUUGGCCAUGGCCACAUGUGACAUCAUUGACCUGCAUGGAGGAAAGCCAGCUAACUUCCUGGACCUGGGUGGAGGAGUCAAAGAGAGGCAGGUGUAUGAGGCCUUUAAGCUGCUCACAGCUGAUCCUAAGGUGGAGGCCAUCCUGGUCAACAUCUUUGGUGGGAUCGUCAACUGUGCCAUCAUCGCCAACGGCAUCACCAAGGCCUGUCGUGAGCUGGAGCUGAAGGUGCCAUUGGUGGUCAGGCUUGAAGGGACCAACGUCCACGAGGCCAAGAGGAUUCUGACCGAAAGCGGCCUGCCCAUCACAGCCGCAGACAACCUGGAUGACGCCGCCAAGAAAGCAGUUGCCGCCAUCAGGAAAUAGAAAGCUGUCAGUGUAACGUCACUACACUCUUCACACUAUCCGCCCAUCUCUAACAUUCAUUACAGCCUCCCAUCUUCACUGUUUGCCUUUUUUUUUUUCACACAUCCAGACCUCCAGAAUUUCAAGCCUUUGCUCUCAUGGGCUUUCACUCUUUUAUUUCAACACUAGUUUCCAAAUCAUACUUUCAUUGCCAACUCAGCAUCCGUAAUCACAUGUUUGGAGGUGGUGUAUCACCUCAGCGCCUUACAGAAUGAAACAUUUACACUCAUUUCCCAUGUGCAGUGCAAAUUAGCAGCUUUUAACAAUUUUCUAAAACACUUUUUCUAUAUUAAAUACAAAUUAAUUCAGAUGAAUCACUCUGUAACCUUCAGGCUUGUAACUGUCUUACAUCAUGAAAGUGACAAUAAUCUUGUCAUAGAACAUCAUAAAGCUUUAGCAGCCUCUGUCAGAGACCCAACACUUGCAUGCAUUCCAUUGUCCAAGGCAAAUGAUGUGGCUCUUUAUUGUGGCAUUUAUGUAGAAUAUUAAUUAUAGAGAGUAAUUUUCCAUUUUCAACUCCAGCCUUUGCUGGAAGUUCCUCCAAAGGCAGAGUUUGACUGAAAGACAGUCCGUUCAUGAGCUGUUAAAUUAUUUGGUGGCAUUUAGCCCAAAUGAAUAACUUUGGGUCAGUCAGCCUGUUUUCUCUGUGACUUUAUUAAGUCACAUUCAUUAAUCCAUCCAAACAUCACAAAUGAGGUAGAUGAAGUAUCCUUGCUGUGAAUUUUGUACAUCAUGUCUUAUUUGUAAAGUGCUUCUUCACUCUAUGAUACACAGUGUAUUGACUGCUUAAAUCUGUGCCUGUUUCAUGAAGGCCUAAGGGUUUUGUAAACUAUCUUGCCAACUUUCAGUCCCAGCAAUAGUUUCACACAGAGGUGUUGAGAGGACAAAAUCAAAAAUAUAAUAGUAGUAAUUAUAAUAAUAGUUUUUUUAUUAUCAUGAUUGUAUUUUGAGAGAAUAUCUUGGAAACAGUGUAAAAACUGUGUAUAUAAUUUGAGAGAUUAAAAACCAACAUUUCGGGAUAA